Molecule: messenger RNA, 237 nt
Organism: Peniophora sp. CBMAI 1063
Lineage: Eukaryota; Fungi; Basidiomycota; Agaricomycetes; Russulales; Peniophoraceae
Source: the annotation of a GenBank genome assembly
AUGUUGGCACUGACCCCACAGAUCGUGAACUCGCUCCAAUAUGGGUGUCCACUAGUACUGUAUCUGCCUGGCUCUGGUCUACACUCUGGCUGGUCUCUCGGGCUUGCACCAGUCUCUGGGUCUCACUCGGAGGUUCUCGCUCAGCCUGGCAAUCGGACUUCUUUGGCUUACGUGGCUGGCUGUUUCGUACCCGCCCUUUCUCGUCAUCGAGGCGCUAUGACGAACAGCAAGGUGUGA